Molecule: messenger RNA, 311 nt
Organism: Trichoderma asperellum CBS 433.97
Lineage: Eukaryota; Fungi; Ascomycota; Sordariomycetes; Hypocreales; Hypocreaceae
Source: RefSeq, a predicted model, not a curated record
GCGCGUAUACGUGUACCACGGUGCUAUCGCUCAUGUCCAUCGAGCCUUGCAUACGGAGUACUACGAUACCAUGCAAUGCAAUCUGCACGGAGCCAUGGCUGGACAAGGCCUACACUACAGUAGGUAUGAGUGCCACGAAAACGAGCAUGGCACAGGCAUCCUCUCAUCUCCAUCGCCUCGUCUUUGUGCACAACCACGACAAUGGCUGGCCGCAGAAUCUCACGGGCCCUGAGUCUGGGUGGCCGCUUCAUCUGGCCGCAGCAGGCCGGGCUGCAUGUGACUUGAGCUGUGCCUGUGCCUGUGGUCUGUAA